Messenger RNA from Biomphalaria glabrata, 7345 nucleotides. RefSeq names its product echinoderm microtubule-associated protein-like CG42247. Bases 806 to 5683 code for a protein of 1625 amino acids. The record is from RefSeq and is a predicted model, not a curated record. Gene Ontology annotation, cellular component: mitotic spindle. Gene Ontology annotation, biological process: intracellular signal transduction; microtubule cytoskeleton organization. The transcript has 27 exons. Lineage: Eukaryota; Metazoa; Mollusca; Gastropoda; Planorbidae. Gene Ontology annotation, molecular function: microtubule binding.
GAGAUGAUCAUUUUGUCAGCAGGAUCAAUGAAACUUUUUUUUUAUUUCGAUUUCUUUAUUAUUGGAUCGCUAGAGUUGAAUCUCUUUGGAGGUUCCGAUAUUUUCUGUGUGUGUGUGUGUGCUGAAGUGUUGGUGGGUGUUAUAUUUUGAAUACUGUGUUGAGGACUUUAAAAAAAAAAGAUCCAUAAGUUCUUAGUUCAGAUAUAUCGUUCUAUGAUACGGACCUUAAUACAGUCAGGAUAAAUCAUUAACUAUAUUAGUGAUAUUUGUUUCGAAACUAAAGUAUGCUGGAACACUGAAAGAAAUUAAGCCGAAACAUGAACUUUCUUGGAUUCAACAACAAGGACUCUCCAAUACAGAAUUAAAAUUUAACAUUUGGUUCUCAAAAAUGUGUAUUCUUCGACAUUAACACAUUCAAACUUCAAUUGUUGUAGAGAAAGAUCAAAGGUCAUUUAUGGAUAAGUCAAACUUUGGAAUCAACGCAGUCGUAAAAAAAAUAUCACAUAUUCUUUUUUUGCGUUCGAUUUGCCAGAUUUUCUACCAUCGGUUGAUAUUUUGAAAUGCCAAAAAAACAACAACAACAACAACAUCAUUCAGUGCUGUUUGGAAGUAUUACGUGUUCCGUCAUUCAAUGAUUAUCUGAAAAAAAAAAAUCAUAUUUUAAGAUAGCUGUUGAAAUGGCUAAAUUUCGUUGUAUUAUUUUCUAACUCGACCAAAGUUUCACGUGUCACUCAGAAGAAGAAUCAAAGAUUUGUAAAGCGUCUGUUUGCUCGAUGACAUUAUAUCCACAUGUGUCUACACGAAGAUGGACGACAGGCAGCUGGAAGAACUCAUGGUUCAGAGUUUUAUCAAGAUCAUGAUGGAGACAGAGAAAUCAGCAGACGGCAAGCCUGAGAUUGUUCAGGCUCAGACAAGAGCCGAGCAGCAGCUCAAGAGGGAGGACUCUAGCAUGCAGCCAGAUGAUGUUCCUUACUCAUACACUGAAGCCUACAAUGCGGGUCAAGGACAACACGAGGUCACGUACCCUACUGGAGGUCAGGCUAUAGGGUACCCGGAGUACGACAGCGUGCCGGUGACUCACGGAGAACUUUUGGAUGCGAAGCAGCGAACGUCGCCCGCGUCGCAUCAGACUGGGGCUCAAUCUGGCAAAGCAUUGGAUUACCUAUCAGCACAAAGGGCAUACACAUCGGAAACGAGCGCCUAUCCAUCAAGCUACGCUCCCUAUUCAAACAUUCUCUACCCAAACGGUUAUACAUCUAGUCUUUCUUCGCCGCAGGAAACCUCAGCGUACCAUCCUGACACUCGAGCUGCUUACCCCUACACAUCGGCUCCCUACGCCAAUAACGCUGCUGCCGAAACUCACACGUCUUACCCGACAGCCACCUCUCCAAACCGACGGAGAAAAUUUGGCAGGGAUCACACUAACCACGUGCUUCCGGCCAGCUUUGACCCUUUUAAGAGUAGCGUGACACCUGGCAAACAGGAAGGUGAUAGUUCCACCUCCCACGCCGGGCCACCGGGUCUGUCUUUCGAUACCACAUCCGGUGACGUUACCGACACUGGCCUAAAACUUGUUGUUGUGGAUAAGACAGACGACGAAGAGGAUGAUUCCGCAAGCCCACUGCAGCCAGGUUACGGCUCCAGGUCCAACUCAGACGUGUUUCCCCUAGACAACCAGGCCGUGGAGAGGGACAUGUACAAGCAGGAGUACGACCCCACAGUGACCAGCUUUAAGCCCAAUCUUAACCCUAGUAUAGGCAGCAGACACACCUCUGUCGUGAACGAUCAGGGUAUGAGCCUGGACUCUUCCAGAUAUCAAAACAGCCUGAAAUCCAGUCAAGCUUUUUCAUUUCACGUGACUGAUUACGACUCUGAGGUCGACGUCGGCACCCAGAGAUCAGAUGCUACAUCAGUGGAUGACCACUACUCCCAGGGUACACAUUUCCAGCCUGCUUCGUCCAGACUCGCUUUACCUACACAGCAAAGUCCGUCCCUUCUACCUACGGGUAUCACAAACAGCAAAACCUCCUUUCGAUCACAUCCGCCUGAAGGCAGCAGGUACCACGGCCAGCGUAUGUACACCAUGUCUCAAAUAGACUUCGACCGUUACACCAAUAACCAAUCAACGCUCAGCACUGUAAUGGAGGAUACUACUGGUCAAGAGACGUUCAGGUCUGACGACAGUGGCGACACCAACGUAGAUACCUUCCGGGGCGAGAAGGGCAAGACUUUCCUUGUUCACCCUUCUAAUCCCCCACAUCACAAAACUGGCGGGCCACAGACAUCGGAAGUCAAGGUACAAGGUCCGGGAUACAAAUUUGAGGUCAAUCGAUAUAACAUGGUAAAACGGGCUUCCAUACUAAACAGGGCCGAGCAGCUACUGGAUGCGAGAAAAACCCAGUUUAGUGAUGGUAGGUCAGAGUCCAGUGAUGACGAAGAAGACGAUGACAGUGUCAGUCAAACAUCUCAGCCGGGGCACCGCGCCCUGAAGUACGUCAAACAGUUUGAUGACACAACCAGCUACAACAGCAGCGACGAUGUCCUGAACACAAUGAGGUAUCAGUCUAGAGGCCCAUUGUCAAAGACUGCCAGAAGAGCUCGACUAAGCUCGGUCAAUGCCCGACUCAACAAACAGAAGAGAAUACGUGCCGCCAGGAGACAGGUGAUGACUAAACACAGACUGCCGCCUGUGCCACUAACAGAUGAUGACGACCAUUCCUCUCUCAGCGACAGCACAGAGCAGCCAAAAUCCUACAGGACAUUUUUGCGGGACCAGCGGUACGAGGAUCCGAAGCACCGUGACAACUCACUGGGUCGGGGUCAACUGCCCCUCCAGAUACGGCAACAGAACGACCUGUACGAGCCGCAACCACAGGAAGAAAACGUCGGGGGACUGAAAGGUCGUAGGGUCAUGUUUUUCAGAAAUGGUGACAUUCAUUUUAAACCGAAGCAGGUUCUAAUCAAUCAAAAAACGUACGCAAAUUUGGAAAAACUUUUAGUUGACCUGAGCUCGAUGGUAGAGACCUCCACAGGGGUUAAGCACAUCUUCUCUUGGCCAGAAGGGAGAGAGAUUAAGUCCAUCAAAGAUUUCGAGAACGGAAAAUAUUAUAUUUGUUCAAGUACUAGCAAGCUCCAGCGGGUAGAUUACGGGAACAGUAAAGAGAAUCACUGGAAAGGAGGAAAGAUUGAUAGGAAAGAAAAUUUCUUGUUUCAACAGGAUGGUAAAGUGCAAUCACCACUGAGGCGGCCGAGAAUACUGACCAUCAUCAGCAAUAUGUACAGGGACAGCCGAGAGAAGUUGAUCCUGAACACUAACUCCCAGAUGAACUUUGAAGACAUUCUGAAUGACAUCAGCAACAUGGUCAACAUCCCUAACCCACCAGUCCGAGCAUUAUACACAGAGCGUCCACCACACCAGAAGGUUGAAAGCUACAGUCAAUUGAUCCGGGAGUUCGCUGACCAUGACAACUUCCUGGCCUGCGGUGAAGAGAUGCUACCUUUCGAGCUCAUGCCUAAAAAGCCAAUAGCGGCAGACUCUCAGGGCAAGUCCAAGAAAGGUGUACGGCGACGCAACACGAAAUCUGAACUCAGCCGUGUAUCUAGAGAUCAAAGUUUGUCGCCAACUCGAGAGUCCGAAGACACAGCUUUUAAUGAAUUAGUUCAAGACAAAGUAAGCUCACGAUUCGUUGCCAAAACAAAGAGAAAUAAAACAGAUUCCAUCAAAGUAGACAUCAAUGGGAAAAUCAGAGAAUUCUUCCCACCUUCAGUACAAAAGGAUGAUGAUGAUGGAAGGAAGCCAGAUAAAAAAAUCAAAUUAGAUUGGGUUUAUGGGUUUAGAGGUAGAGAUGUUAAACAGAAUUUGGCAGUGCUGCCAUCUAGUGGUCAGCUUGUCUACUUUGUGGCAGCAGUUGUGGUACUCUAUGACAAGAAGUUCAGCACUCAAAAACACUACCUGGGACAUUCAGAGGAAAUAACAUGUUUAACAAUACAUCCUAAUGGUCGGUUCAUAGCUACUGGACAGACAGCUGGUAAAACUCCAGAUAAAGGGGCCCAUGUCCGUGUCUGGGAUGGGACUUCCUUAUCCACCUAUGCAGUGAUUGGACUAGGAAUAUUCCAACAAGGAAUUUCAUGUGUUAACUUUUCAGAUAAAGGGACUAUGAAUGCUGGUAAAUCUAACGCAUCUUAUGGUGAACUACUAAUGGCAAUAGAUGACAGUGACAGACAUCAGUUAUCUGUCUGGGAUUGGCAAACUGAGAAAGUUCUAGCUAAAACAACAACCAGUUCUGAUCCAGUUGUAUCUGGUUGCUUCUAUCCAAAUGAUGAGACCAUAUUAAUCACUUAUGGUAAAGAACACAUUCACUUCUGGAAAAUGUUUUUAGACAAGGGAAAGAAAAUAAUGAGAGAUAAACUGAGUGGAAUUUUUGAGGACUAUGUUCCGAAGUUUGUAACAUCAGUCUGUUUCUCCUCAUCCGGAAAUGUCAUCACAGGUGACUCAACUGGAGCCAUCUUGGUUUGGUCACAUGAUGAAAAUAAUGUGUUUACAAUCAAUGAGGAGUUAUCUCAGUACACAAAAAAGGCACAUAAGAAAAGCGUGUCAUCAUUGUGUAUGCUGGGAGAUGGAACUCUUCUCUCCGGGGGUGGAAAUGAGGUGAAAGCUUGGGAUUCCAUCAAUGAUUAUGCUCCAGUUAAAGAAAGAAUAUUGCCUUCUACUGCAGGACAUGUAAGAAGCAUUGUACCAAUCAAUAAAGGGGGUCUCGAUGGAUCGAUCUAUGUGUCUACUACAAGAAAUAAAGUAUUAGAGGGAAGCCUGCAACUCAAGUUUAAAUUUAUCAUCCAGGGUCAUGUAGAAGAACUGUGGGCUGUUGAAAGUCAUCCUUUGGAACAAACAUUUAUAUCCGCUGGACAUGAUCAGACAGUGGUCAAGUGGUCAGCAGUGGCACACACAGCUGUAUGGAAAGUCAAUGUUGAGAACCCGUGUACUUGUAUCAGUAUAGACCCAAGAGGACGAAUUGUUGCUUUAGGAACAACUGCUGGAAAGAUAAUUGCGCUCAAUUCACUUAAUGGUGCAAUGCUAACAACAUUACCUUGUGGAGCUGCUCAAAUUAAUGCUUUAGGAUUUUCUCCUGAUGGCAAGCUGCUAGGUGUUGGAACAUUUGAUGGAUUUAUUCAAAUUUAUCAUGUACAGGAGGAAGGACAUCAAUUUUUUAAAACACACAUUUCUUCAUUAAAGCACAACAUAUUCAUCAUGCAUCUUGAUUGGUCUGUUGACUCAAAAUAUAUUCAAGCUGUUCUAGGAGAUUAUGAAAUUGUGUACUGGGAUGUCACCACUGGCCAAAAGAUCAAGUCUCCAAGAUUGGUUAGAGACAUUAAAUGGGCAACUCAGAAUUGUCCCAUUGGCUACCCACUCAUUGGUGCUUGGCAAAAUCUGGAUCGUGGUGAUGUCAUCAAUGUAGUGGCUAGAUCUCAGUACCAAGACCUGAUGAUGAUAGGGGAUAGCAAAGGUCAACUCAGACUGUACAAAUGGCCAUCAGCUCCAUCAAAGGCCAACUUCAGACACACUAAAGUUUUCUCCUCCAAUGUGACCUGUGUGACAUUUACCUGUGAUGACAACUUUGUGAUUGCUUCUGGAGGAAAUGAUGCUGCUCUCAUGCAGUUCUCUGUUCUUGAUCCUGUCAAUACCUAACCUGGCCAUGAAUUUAGGAGACACUUUUAACUCCAUCCAAAUUUAAUUACGGAAUGAUGCAAUCAUGUUUAGAGGUUCUAAAUUGUGUAACAAGCCUUCUAUCUAGACUGAAACAUUCAAUUUAAUGGUCAUAAGGAGAUGGCCUUACUCUACUACCUCUAACCAAGUCAUUGUGGAUCACUACACUCUUGCAUUGUGCAACAGAAGCAUAAUGUCCUUCUGCUUGACUCUACCAUAGCGUGUGUUGUUGGCUAGAUACCAUAGAGUGUGUUGUAGGCUAGACAUGAUGAAUAAUAUAAUUAAAAAGUAAUGGAAUUUGGGACACUUAAAAAAAGAACUUUUUAAAAUGUAUUUUUCAUAGCACUUAAAUGCACAAUCCAAUUAAAAUUGAAAGUUUAGUAGACAGUAAGCAAAACUUUUUAAUUUGCUGUCAAAAAGAUUGUAUUGUAUUUAAAUCAUUGAUAUCAGUUACAAUGUAUUUUCUAAAUGUUCAAAAAUAUUAUAAGUCCAUAUUUUGAUUUCAUUACAUUAUUGUCUAAAUAAAUACUCCAACUAAUCCACAUUGAACACUGCAAUUUUAACAUGUAUACCAGAAGACAUUAUUGACAGUCUGCACCAAUUUUAGAAUUUGUUGCCAGGCUAAUAAGUCAAAGCUUUGUCACCUUGACUCCAGACUGCUGGUCAGUGCAAGAAGUGGCGAAAAAAUAAACAUUUUGUUAGGAAAGAAUAUUUCCCUUUAGUUUGUAAACUUUUAAAAUAUAUUAAUCUUUACUAUUGGCAACAUAAAUUAAAAAGAAAUUAUAAUAUUUGUUUUUGAGGUUCUUAAUAUCUUGUGAAUAUUCACUAUUUUGUUGAUAUAGACACAUCGAAACUACUUUAUAUAAAUAAAUUCUAUAAAGAACUGGACAUUUAUGUUGAUUUAACUUUCAUUUUGUUAUUGUAUUUUUGGUCAAAUCUAAAAAUGUAUGCCUUGCUGAGAAUGUCUGCUAUUCUGUCUGUUAUUUUAGGAAUGAUAACUGAUUUCUAAUUUGUUAUUAAUAGAUUUGUUUUUAAUUAAUGUUGUACUCAAUGUUGUUUUUUUUUAUACAUUGACAGUUUGCAAUAUCUCUCUGCCUCAUUCCAUCAAUUCAGUGCUGGACAUGUAACUACAAAAUAACACUUUAUGUGUGUACAAUAUACAAGUCAGGUCUGGGUGUGGUUUUUUUUUUUAAUUAUGUGUAACUGGUACCACUAAUUGAUUAAACUGUGAUAAAAAAAAAUGUUGGAAAAUAUGACAACCUAUAAAUAGCAAGGUUUUAAAGGAUGUUUAUAUUUUUAUACACAAACAAAAUUAUAUGAUUUUGGAAAGGAUUUUCAGUCCAUUAUUUUCUUGUUAAUAGUAAAAAGAAGUACAACUUGAUGGUUACUAUUGUUUCUAGAAGCAAAAAAACUUGAAUAGGAAAUUGUGAUCCUGUUCUUACACUAUGUAGGACACUGUUAGGGUAAUGGCGAUUAACUGUUACGACGAAAGACCUUUUUUACUUCACCUUUGUCUUUGAUUAACAGACGUCAUCUUUGAAUAAGUUGACAUAAUGCGUUUAUUGAAUAUUUUAUAUACCAUAAUGUUUACUUGUUGAAACUGUAACAAAAAAAAAGUUUCUAUUAAAAAAUAUUCUAUUUAGA